GAUGGGAUGUGACGUGGUUCGUUAAGCCUCUUAGUUUAGCCUAAUUAAGCUGAGCCAGCAGGCCCCACUAAGUUCCUUUGACAGCAGAGGUUUCAGAAAUCGAUGUGAUUGCGUGAGAAGUCAAACGGAGACCCCAGGAGGAGUGGCUUUGGAGUAAUUAUUAAAACAGUUUGAAGUGAGUUGUGGGUGUUUGUUACGGGCUCCUGCAAUGCUCCCUCGGCGUAUGCUGUGGGGCGCUGUGGCGCGUCAGGUCGCUCCGCGUCUCACCUACAGCACUGCAGCACAGCCGCAGGUAAAGCCAAAAAAAAACAAAUAUGGCCCUCUGAGUGACCAAGACCGGAUAUUCACCAACUUAUAUGGCCGGGAUGACUGGAGACUCAAGGGAUCACUCAGACGAGGAGACUGGUAUAAGACUAAGGAGAUCAUACUGAAGGGACCAGACUGGAUCCUAAAUGAGGUGAAAGUCUCAGGGCUUCGUGGCAGAGGAGGAGCAGGCUUCCCCACCGGGAUGAAGUGGAGCUUCAUGAACAAACCCAGUGAUGGAAGGCCUAAAUACUUGGUGGUGAAUGCUGAUGAGGGCGAGCCAGGGACAUGCAAAGACCGCGAGAUAAUGCGUCACGACCCCCAUAAGCUAAUAGAAGGCUGCCUGGUCGCGGGGAGAGCCAUGGGCGCUCGUGCUGCGUACAUCUACAUCAGAGGAGAGUUUUACAAUGAGUCAUCGAAUCUGCAGGUGGCUAUUAAUGAGGCAUACAAAGCAGGGCUGAUAGGGAAGAACGCCUGUUUCUCGGGGUUUGACUUUGAUGUGUUUGUCAUGCGGGGAGCUGGAGCCUAUAUCUGCGGGGAGGAGACGGCCCUCAUCGAGUCUCUUGAGGGCAAACAAGGGAAACCACGACUUAAGCCGCCAUUCCCUGCAGACAUAGGGGUGUUUGGAUGCCCAACGACAGUUUCCAACGUGGAGACAGUUGCUGUGGCGCCUGCAAUCUGCCGUCGAGGUGGAGCUUGGUUCGCCAGCUUUGGGAGGGAGAGGAACUCUGGGACGAAGCUGUUCAACAUCUCCGGUCACGUGAACACACCGUGCACGGUGGAGGAAGAGAUGUCUAUUCCUCUGAGGGAGCUAAUAGAGAGACACGCAGGAGGAGUGAGGGGCGGCUGGGACAAUCUAUUAGGAGUGAUCCCAGGGGGGUCCUCCACUCCCAUCAUCCCUCGCCAUGUGUGCGAUGAUGUUCUGAUGGACUUUGAUGACCUGGUCCGAGCAGAGACUGCACUGGGAACCGCUGCCGUCAUAGUUUUGGAUAAAUCGACUGACGUGAUCCGAGCCAUUGCACGUUUGGUUAAGUUCUACAAACAUGAGAGCUGUGGCCAGUGCACCCCCUGCAGAGAGGGAGUUGACUGGAUGGAUAAAAUGAUGUGGAGGUUUGUUCGAGGAGAAGCAGCAAUUUCAGAGAUUGACAUGAUCUGGGAGCUAAGCAAGCAGAUAGAGGGACACACCAUAUGUGCCCUGGGGGACGGAGCUGCCUGGCCAGUGCAGGGACUGAUCCGCCACUUUCGGCCGGUCAUGGAGAGCCGCAUCGCUCAGUAUAACAAGAAAAACCCUCAGAGAGCGCCAGAGAUUGAGAUGAUCUGAAACAGAUGUCCAUUUUAGCAUUUAGUCCUUUACAACAGUAUUAAUAACACAUCAUGCCAUAUUGCUUUGUGUACAUUAUUUUUAAAAUUUUUAAAUAUGAAAAUAUUUGUUCUUAUUAAGAAAAACAAAGUUUUACUGCUUGAAUGUCCAAUCCAAAAAUGUUUUUCAAGUGUUUUCACGUAACCUAUAUUUGUAAUAUAAAUCACAAAGUCACAAGGUCACUUCAUCAGCUGUUUACUCUGAGAAGCUGAACUGUUGACAGCUAGUGGGCAGAUGUGGCCAACUUGGUUUGUGAUUAUCCCUUAGACUUAGUCAUGAUCCUUGAGAUUUCAGUACUGGUUGAUUUAGCGACACCUGUGGUUACUUGUGGUAACAGCAAUUGUGGUUUCAUACUACAGGUCAGUGUUCUGUAGGCAGCAAAACAGACAAUGUAAAGUUAAAUAAAGAAGUCAGUCAA
This is a messenger RNA of Micropterus salmoides (largemouth bass), 2081 nucleotides long. Its product is annotated as NADH dehydrogenase [ubiquinone] flavoprotein 1, mitochondrial-like. Bases 209 to 1624 code for a protein of 471 amino acids. The transcript is spliced from 10 exons. Gene Ontology annotation, biological process: mitochondrial electron transport, NADH to ubiquinone. Gene Ontology annotation, molecular function: 4 iron, 4 sulfur cluster binding; FMN binding; NAD binding. The record is from RefSeq and is a predicted model, not a curated record. Lineage: Eukaryota; Metazoa; Chordata; Actinopteri; Centrarchiformes; Centrarchidae.